CUUUUCGGGGAGUACGAAUGGAAUUUCAAAAUGGCGUUCAAACGGCGGUUGGUCGUUGAAGGUUCUGGCGCUCAGUAUCGUCGGUGCCGCCAUCGCGACAACAUGUACUGCUGAUUUCCGACAUCAGCAACAUUGCUCCAGUUUGGAUCUGGCAACCGAGGUCCCCGUGGCCCGGAACCCUCGGCCUCCACCAGCACUGUUGUGGACCAGCAGACGACAUACAGGAGCAGCUCGCCAGCAACAUUCCCACUCAAAAUGCAGACGUCAAACAACAGCUCUGACCCACGGAGAGUGGAUAAGAUUGUUAGGUACAAACCAUCAGCACAAGGAACUCCAGGGGCCCCUGGUGAAGAUCCAACUACUGACUACAUGAAUGUACUAGGCAUGAUCUUCAGCAUGUGUGGUCUAAUGAUGAGAUUGAAGUGGUGUGCUUGGGUUGCGCUAUACUGCUCCUGCAUCAGCUUUGCCAACUCGAGAGUCAAUGACGAUACGAAACAAAUGCUCAGCAGCUUCAUGUUGUCCAUUUCUGCAGUUGUGAUGUCCUACCUUCAAAACCCACAGCCAAUGACACCUCCAUGGUCCAAUAUAUAAACAGUUCUAUAUUAUCGAUUGUUUUUGGUUGAAUGGAAAUGUAUAAUUGCCUCACCAUACUUGUAUUAAAAUUGUACUGCUGAAUGAGUGACAAUUUUAGUUUUAAUAAACUAGCUAAUGGUGCCAGGUUUGUAUUAUGAUGUGCAAUAUGGAACAGUGCCAACAUUUGAUGAUGUGCAUGAGUUACAAAAUGGCUUGGUUUGUUAAUCUUUUAAUUUGUGUAGCCUGCACUAUAUAAUUCUUGUGUUGUACUUCCCAUCCAAAAGUCUUUUUUUUUUCUUUAACAAAUGGACAAAUUUGUAUUGUCCCAUAACAUUAUCAUGUCAUUCAUGCCAGUGUAAAAGGCAAUAGCAUGAAGGUCAAAGCUUGAAAUAUCCUGGAAUAUGAAGUACCAUACGAGUUGAUCCUCGAGUGACAACCACAUUAGUACAGUAGAUAGCCUCCAUAUUAGACAUAAAAGGAAGACUUGAUCACCACGUUAGAAAUAGAAGAGUGAAAGGGAAUUGGGAGUGGAAUGGUAGGCAGUCAGUAUGGGGGAAGGGAGACUUUUGGAGUACAGUACAGUACUGUCCAUUCAGUAGAGCCAGGCUGUCACCUGAUCGGAUGACAGGCAAAGUUAUCAGUCACUAGCACUGAUUUUAUAGUUUUCUUCGAGGUAACAUCAACUGCAUAAUAUCUUUUUGAUCAUGAAAUUACAUUAACUCCAACCAGUUACUGCUGGCUAAUAAUUCUUAGACAUAAAGGAAAGAAGACAAAUCAGAAGAGCAUGUUAAGAUAGGGCUACCUGAAUAGGUUUCAGUUGUGGUUACUCCAUCAGAGGGGCGUUCAUGGGGAUAAAGACAGAUUCUACAGUAAAUUGUUAAUUCCUCUUUUAGGACUGCCUCCUCUUCCAUUUUGCUUAGUUAUGCAAAGUUGUUGUUUUAUGGUUACAAAGGAAACAUAUCAUUCCUUAAUUUCUUAUUUUGACUGUAUCAGAAUUUAGAAUUUCUAAAAUAUAGUUACAGGUUGUAAGUACAGUAUGUAUAACAGUUUAUACAGUACUAUACUUAGUGUAUAAAAUAUAUAUUAAUGCAGGCCAUAUGUAUUAUUGUUAAAUAUGUACUUUUGUAUUUCAUAGUAAACCUUUUACCAUAAUAUAUAAUUAUCUUCUCCUUUCAAUAGUGCAUUUGUCAUGUUGAAUUAUAUGGUAUAUCAGGAUUUUAUCGGUACUACCUUGUUGACUGCGUGUUCCUCCCAUUACUAUACUGUAUACAGUAUCUCUCCUUCCCAUUACAGUAUUACGCUGAGAUGUAUCAGUAAGGUGGUUGGGCUCACUGGCUCAAGCAAAGAAUAUUCACUAUACAAUACUAUAUUGAAUAUAAAUUCAGUGGAUUUUGUACUACAUGGGAACCUGGUCCAAGAUAGGGAUUUUAAUCUAGCCAGUGACCUGUACAAUGAUUUUGGCAUCUAGAUAAUGCAGAAUUUCUCCAAGACUGAUAAUUUUAAAUUAAUAUUACUAAAAAAUUCAAACAGUGCUUUUUCCAUGGGAUUUCUGCAUCAAAUUAUGCACAAAUGUAUGUCCUAUCAUGUGCACAAAUAAAGGGUGAAUGCUGUGGAUCUUGUUGUCCAUUAAAAUCUGUACAAUAAAGCUUUCAGUCACAUGCCAUCCCUAAGGUGUGGCGUUGUUUACAAUUUCCCAUUUAGAAUCCUUUCAUUAGAAAGUAUUUACACCACAGUAUUGUAUGUCAAACAUAAAAAAUAUUAAAUGUAUAAAGAUAUUGUACACAAUGUGAUAAAUCAAUGAUAUAAUCUUUAGAGCAGGACAGCACGAUCGAACCAAUGUUGUGGAUAACCACAGAUGUGCACCUUAACCCAUGGACUAGGAUGUGCAAAAAGUUACACAACCUGGUCCUCAUUCACAUAAGUAUCACCCCACCUGCUCUUGUUGUUCUGUCCUUUCUGAAUGGUGGGUGGUAACCUAGGGGAUAGAAUUCCCCUUCUAUUGUCCUCUUGGCCUCAUGCUUCACUGAUGUCGAGAUUUUUAGCCUCAGCAUAUGCACAUGACGAGUCAACUCUAUUUCCUAUGCUUAUGGCAUUUGUUUAGAAAAAAUUAAACUCCUGACAUUAUUCCUGGGAGGUUGAAAGAUUGUUCCUGUAUUUAGCACAUUACUAUUCCAUACAUUUCACUCUGGUUCUGAACCUGUUUGUCAUCCGAGAUAUAUAGGUUUAGUUCUGUUUUUUACCCAGAGGGUAAAGGGUUUUUACCCAAAGUUUAAAGGGUAAAAACUCUGGGUAAAGGGUAAGUUGUGUGAUGGUCCAGAAUGGACCAUUCAACUUGAUAAUGUAGCUGUAAAUGAUAGUAACAUAACUUGAUAAUGUAGCUGUACAUGAUUGUACAAGUCAUGAAAUUGACUCAUGUUCAAACCAAUAAUUAUCAAACACAACGGCAAUCGUUAUAUUAGACAGGGCUUGAAUUACUAGUAAGAUUCGGGAUUAGAAACCACCAAAAACUUUCAACCCUACCUCAGCUAUGGCACUCUACUGUUUUUAAAUUAGGGGAGGUUGGGUAUUACCUCCCCCCUCCCUCGACAUCUGGAGUUUGUGAAAACAAGUUCACAUAAGUAUCACCCCAUAAGUUUGUGAAAAACAAGUUCACAAACUCUGGGAGCUGAAAGUAUUUUUUAGCUCCCAGAGUUGGGAGCUGAAAAAGUAUUUUCACUGGGAAAUUUGUGUUGGUCUAGUUGAGUGAAAUUUAAAUUUGUGUUGGUCUAGCUCUGAAAUAUACAGUACUGUAUGUCAUUACUUUGCAAGGAGAAAAAAAAAAGUUUUAACCUUG
Procambarus clarkii (red swamp crayfish) is the source of this 3406-nucleotide messenger RNA. RefSeq names its product protein Asterix-like. Gene Ontology annotation, cellular component: endoplasmic reticulum membrane. The record is from RefSeq and is a predicted model, not a curated record. NCBI's taxonomy places the organism in Eukaryota, Metazoa, Arthropoda, Malacostraca, Decapoda, Cambaridae. Gene Ontology annotation, biological process: protein insertion into ER membrane. Gene Ontology annotation, molecular function: protein folding chaperone.